GGGCCUGGGGCGGCGGGUCUACCAUCUGCUUGUCUCAGUUGCGGUUGAGCAGGUGACCUACAAAAUACACCCCCUAGUGGUGGCGAUACCGAAGGUACUAGUAGAUAUCAACAUCCUCGCCCACGCUCUCAACCUCCAACCAACAACGUCUUAGCCUCAAACCGCGCGGGCUGGCUUUUGGAGACGGGUAUUAGAAUCACGUCAGAAUCGAAAGCGAUAGAGUUGGGUAUACAACGCUUUCUCCUAGCGGCGAAACAUGGGUCAAGGUACACAGGAAACCCCAUCAAAACAGCCAUGGCGAUCUAUCUUCACCCGCAAGUCGAAGGGCGUGCAAGAUCCCCGUGAAAAGCGCGGCGAUUCGCGAUGGGCGUUGGGCAUUCUGGAGGACAAGAAGACAAUUGAGGUGCCAGGCUCGGUUCUGCUGUUAGCCUCUGACCACAAUGAGCCGCUUGGCCUGCGGAACGCACCGGCAAGAACUUCUCACUCGUCCAUCCCAACAGGGGUACACCGUCAGGUCCCCGAUGAGACGGUGGAAUCCCCGAAGAAGAAGACCCGUGAUGGUAAAAUCAUCUUGGACCCGCAGCCCGAAGAGUCAGCCAACGACCCGCUCAACUGGCCGGCAUGGCGGAGAGAUCUAGCACUGCUGUCUCUGGGGCUCUUCUGCAUGGUUGGCGGGGGCACCACCCCUCUGCUCGCGGCAGGGUUCACGGACGUCGCCGAGGAGUACGGUGUCUCCGUUCACAGCGUCUCGCUCACGACUGGUCUCUACAUGAUGGGCAUGGGCCUUGGGUCUGUCAUCUUCUCCCCUACCGCAAUCUUGUGGGGGAAGAGGCCGGUCUAUCUUUUCGGAGCGGUUGUCUACAUCGCGACUUCGAUCUGGUGCGCUUCCUCGCCCAAUUUCAUCUCACUUGUGUUAGCACGCAUCUUCCAAGGCAUUGCCGUCAGCCCUGUGGAGUGCUUGCCAUCGGCCACCAUUGCCGAGAUCUUCUUCCUGCAUGAGCGUGCAUUUCGGAUUGGAAUUUAUACCCUCUUGUUGCUGGGCGGCAAGAACCUUGUUCCGCUCGUCAGCGCCGUCAUCAUCCAGAAUAUGGGAUGGCGCUGGGUUUUCUGGGUUGUCGCUAUUGUGGUCGGCUUCUGCGGCUUGCUCCUGUUCUUUUUCGUCCCGGAGACAUUCUGGGAUAGGCAUCCAGUUCCACGGAAGACAAAGUCACGGCCAAACUUUUUCCGGCGGUUAUCGUCCAAGCCAGACGUCUUGCAAGCGAAGCGUCCUUCAGCCGCACAGCCGUUGACUGAACAAGCUGUGGAUGGACCAGUAUCACCCGGCGGUCGCCCAAAAGCUCACCAUGUGGGAUUUGCCCCAGAUCUGGAGACAGACAUUGCGAAGAACGCCGAUGCGUCGAGCGAAAGCACUGGCCAAUCCGCGCAAGAGGCUGUUCCUGACAAAGAAGCGGACACUGGCAACCAAGCUCACUCGGGUCACGAACCCGCAUCGCCCCAGGUGCGUUUUCCGACGACAGCUACACGGCCACCGCCCCCGGAGAGGUUACCAUCCGAGACAAGGUCGUUGGGCCCGGCCUCCAGCCGCAGGGAGCACUUCGAUACCGACACCGAGUCGCAGUCCAUUCGAUCAGCCGGACCGGUGCCAUACACCGCCGCCCUGCGCGAGCAACCGGCCCGCUCGUUUGUCCAGUCCCUCAAGCCCUUCAAUGGCCGUUUGAACAAGGACAAGUGGCACAAGGUGGUGGUCAGGCCUCUGAUUCUCUUCUCCUACCCUGCUGUCCUCUGGUCGGCCGUGGUCUAUUCGUGCUCGAUUGGCUGGCUCAUUGUCAUAUCCGAGUCGGUAGCCGUCAUCUACCGCGAAGGGGCCUACAACUUCAACGCUCUGCAGACGGGUCUUGUGUACAUCAGCCCCUUUGUUGGCGGCAUUCUCGGCUCCGCGGUCGCUGGCCGGGUCUCGGACAUGAUUGUCAAGUCGAUGGCGCGCCGCAACGGUGGGCUGUACGAGCCAGAGUACAGAUUGGUCAUGGCGAUCCCCAUCGCCAUCACGACGGUGAUCGGUUUGAUGGGCUUUGGCUGGUCAGCGCAAGUCCACGAUCAUUGGAUGGUCCCGACGGCCUUCUUCGGCAUCAUCUCGUUCGGAUGCACCAUGGGCUCCACGACGAGCAUCACGUUCUGCGUCGACAGCUACAGACAGUACGCCGGUGAAGCGCUCGUCACGCUGAACUUCAGCAAGAACGUCCUACACGGCCUCGUCUUCAGCUUGUUCGUUACCGGGUGGCUUGACGAUGACGGUCCGAAGACCGUGUACAUCUGGAUUGGCAUCAUCCAGCUGAUCCUGCUGCUCUUCACGAUUCCCAUGUAUAUCUUUGGCAAGCGGCUGCGUAUGUGGACGGUGCGCAGGAAUUUCAUGGAGCGGUUCUAGAGGAGUUCUGGUAUACAUAUUGGAGGUUUCGGUUCAAGGGCCGGGGUUGCUGGUUAAUUUGGCGUUCGCUCGUUGCAUGUCAUACUAUAGGGAAGCAUCUUCGACAUGUUGCACCUUGGAUAGAGGCGGGCUUCAGGAGAGAGGGGCAUUUUGACCUAAUCAAGACACAUAAGACACCUUGUACGUAAGGCUACGCAAGGCUCUAGCGGUCCCUACACCAACAAUGUCCGUGACGUCAUUGCUCCCUCCCAAAUUUACAAGCUGGCUGUUUUUGCUGCAGGCUCCGUAGAUCUACAGUCUUCAACCACACGCCCACGCGAUCAUGGGAAACAAGAACCGACCCGAUGAAAGGGUAGUCUACCUGACCUUAAGAAAGGUGU
Molecule: messenger RNA, 2802 nt
Organism: Chaetomium strumarium
Lineage: Eukaryota; Fungi; Ascomycota; Sordariomycetes; Sordariales; Chaetomiaceae
Product: major facilitator superfamily domain-containing protein
Exons: 3
Coding region: 257-2422 (721 amino acids)
Biological process (GO): transmembrane transport
Cellular component (GO): plasma membrane
Molecular function (GO): transmembrane transporter activity
Source: RefSeq, a predicted model, not a curated record